AUGGCCUCAGGCAAAUGUGUCCUUCUACCCUGUACAAAGGAUAUCAAGCACAGCUGGUUGCUCAUGAGACUGCACACUAGUGUAGUGCUAGCAACAGCAUGGGAGAUUGAAGAAGCUGAGUGCUUUAUCAUGUUCCUUGAUGCCAUGCAUGUUAAUAACAAAGACCAACUCAAACUCAUGAAAGAUCAGUUAGACAGCUUGAGGAGUCUCUUUUCUGAGUGUGACUGCACAGAAGUUGAUGAUGACAGAGACUACCUUCAAGCAGUCUAUGAGGAUGAAUUUGAAAUCCUUAAAAUUGUCUCAUCCCAAGCUGAGCGAGUAGCAAAGGUUUUAGGAUUGCAUGUUAGCAAAGCUUUCCAAUCUGGAGUUAGAGGACCCAGAUUCCCUUCAUCCCAACCUGGGGUUAUUGAUGAUGAAGACAAUGUCAACAAGGCAUUGGAACAUGUGUGGAUCAUAUUGAACACCCUGGCUUCUGUACUGAAGCAUCAUGCGUGGCUACCACAUCCUAGGCUAUUGGCCUUCUUAUUGUGGCCAAGCACAGCCUAUCCCAACCCUGGCUAUUCAGCUUCAUCAUUCAACAACUACUUAAACUCAUUUGCAAGCGCCAGCCAAGCAAACUUGGGUGACCUGAGUUCCUCAAAUGUUGGUGGGUGUAGCAAUUCGCUGUCUGGCACCAGAUACAGCAACUUGCUGUCUGGCGUUGGAUACAGCAGCUCACUGUCUGGCACCAGAUACAGCAAUCCACCAUCUAGUGCCCACUACAUCAACUCCCUAUCUACUGCCAGCUACAGCAACUCUAACAAUCCAUCACUGAACUCAUACUUCUGA
Suillus subaureus is the source of this 828-nucleotide messenger RNA. RefSeq lists its product as uncharacterized. Bases 1 to 828 code for a protein of 275 amino acids. NCBI's taxonomy places the organism in Eukaryota, Fungi, Basidiomycota, Agaricomycetes, Boletales, Suillaceae. The record is from RefSeq and is a predicted model, not a curated record. The transcript is spliced from 4 exons.